This is a messenger RNA of Coregonus clupeaformis (lake whitefish), 588 nucleotides long. Its product is annotated as RING finger protein 44-like. The transcript has 5 exons. Lineage: Eukaryota; Metazoa; Chordata; Actinopteri; Salmoniformes; Salmonidae. The annotation marks the transcript as partial. The record is from RefSeq and is a predicted model, not a curated record.
CCAUACCCCCACAUGCUGCCGUGGCGUGUCAACGCCACAGGUACCGGUUACAGCAGCCCCCACCUCCGCCUCCACCUCCCUACUACCCAGGCUUCCUGCCGUACUUCCUGUCGAUGCUUCCUGUGCCUCCUACAGCAGUGGGACCAGCCAUCAGUCUGGACCUGGACGUAGAUGAUGUGGAGAUGGAGAACUAUGAGGCAUUACUGAACCUGGCUGAGAGGCUAGGAGAGGCUAAACCACGAGGAAUCACCAAGGCAGACAUUGAGCAGCUUCCAUCCUACAGGUUCAACCUCGACAACCAUCAAUCUGAACAAACGCUGUGUGUCGUGUGCUUUAGUGACUUUGAGUGUAGGCAGCUACUGAGAGUAUUACCCUGCAACCACGAGUUCCACGCUAAGUGUGUCGACAAAUGGUUAAAGACCAAUCGCACUUGUCCAAUCUGCCGGGCGGACGCGUCAGAGGUGCACCGCGAGGUGGAGUGAGUGACACCCAGGCUUUUGAGGUCUUUGAUUGGAAAGCAGCACAAAACUAAACCCACAGAGUCUGUCUGUCUUAGCGCCAGCCUCAGCCUGCCUGCGUCCUGCGGCC